Aspergillus thermomutatus is the source of this 1623-nucleotide messenger RNA. RefSeq lists its product as uncharacterized. Bases 1 to 1623 code for a protein of 540 amino acids. Lineage: Eukaryota; Fungi; Ascomycota; Eurotiomycetes; Eurotiales; Aspergillaceae. The transcript has 5 exons. The record is from RefSeq and is a predicted model, not a curated record.
AUGUCUCGUCUCAGCAAGCUUGGGUACUCCCUCUCCUCCUCCUCCUCCGCCUCCUCCUCCUUCUCCUCCUCCUUCUCUCCCUUCAAGGACCGCCGGACUCCGACGAUUCCUUGCCGCUCUCUUGUGCCAGACUGUUCGCCCAUCCGUUCAGCUGGCGUCCCUUCUUUUACUGAGGUACGAAGAGGUUCGUAUCUUGCCACUCGUUCUUCCCGUGCCUCUGCACCUGCACCGGCUCGUUCCGCUCCUUUCAAUUCGGCCCCUUCCACUCGUUUCGUUCGUGCACCUGUUCCAGCUCGCCCUGGGACAGGUGAAACUCUCACCCGCAGCCUCCCCUCGCAGAGUCGAGGAGCUGCUCAACAGGACCGACCCCUUGACUCUCAUUCCAUUCUGGAGAGAGCUCGACUCCGCUCUCAAGCCCUUCGUUCCCGCUACAAUCUCCCAGAGAGACCGCCAGUCGACCGUCGAACCCAACCUCGAGUCGAACUCGCUUCCCCUCCUUCUGUUCCGACCACCGGCUACGCCCGUUGCUCCGAGCGCAUUCGACGUAUUCUCGCCGAAGAAGCUCGAUGCCAAGCCGCUCGUUCUGCCGACCGCCGCGCGACUCUUUCGAAACUCGCUGCCUUUGACGAAGUCGUCGCUCGUGUCAGAGCACGAAAACAGUCGACCCCUUCCACUCCUUCAAUUGACGCCACUCGUCCUGUCACUCGCUCGGAACGAGUCCGGCCUUCCGCUCCUUCCGUUCACGCCGCUCGUCCUGCCACUCGCUCAGAGCAAGCUCGGCUUUCCGCUCCUUCGAUCUCCGACCGCAUCUCCGACAUCCGCGCCGCCCGGGCCGAGCGACGCCGUCGGAUCGACGAGAUGAUCGCUCAGCAAAAAGCACAGCUCGCUUCGAUGCGGGCCACUACUUCCGCCCUCGCUCCUGCCAUCGAGCAAUUCCGAGCCAAGCGUCAGGCCCGACUCGCCAACCGGUCCCGCGAGGGACACCCGACGCCACCCCACCCGGCCCCGACAAACGGCACCCGAAGUACGGCGAUUCCGGCUACAGACCUGUUGCGUACUCAAAGAUCGACCCCGUCAGCUGACCGACUCCGCAAGGAUAAGCCAGCGAAACGCGUUCGUUUCGGAGAUGUUACGGUACAGCCUGUAUCUCGCUGGAUCGUGCCGAAGGUGGGUCGACCAUCUUCUGACAUCAUCGAAGCUGAUAAAUUGACUGGAAUCAUAGGACAUCCUGCGUGGAGGGUUCCCUUUUCAGGGGUAAUGACGCACCCCCGUACGCGGGAAGUAAGUCGUAGUCCCUCAGCCAGGAGCGCCAAGGGCGGCGCUCCGCCCCGCCGAGCCGAUGCCGAGACCGACGAGACCGCGACUGUGUACCCUCCGGAGGGUUAUGGUGGCGCAAAAGCGUGGAGUUGGGGUGGUUGGCGGGCCACGUUUGAAAGACUGUAUUGCAACCGAAUUCGAUUUGAGAUUAGAUUGAAGCGCCAGAGGCCGCCGGCCAAUCGAGAGGAACUUCCGGACGGUGCUGGAGGAUGGUGGCUUGUGUUGUUGGUGUACAUGCGUGUUAAAAGUUUUGUGGUUUACCGGAAGUUGGACGUACGAGUCUAUGCCAACGGCUACUGCAAGUAA